GACGAUGUGAUAUCAGGACCCAGCUUCCAGCGGCCGCAUCUCUGCGAACCCUGCGUCAUGAGCUGCUGCGUGGCUUUCCUCUGGCUGCUGGCCGCCUUGCUGGGAGAAGCCUUCUCUCUGGAAUGUAUCCACUGCACCAGUACGACGGGGAACAGCUGCACCGGAGCCAAGAAAGCCUGCCCCACAGGAGAGGACCACUGCAUCUCCAUUUAUACCGAGAGUAGCUUACAAAGCGGAAAACUCAAGCAAUUUGUCAGAUCCUGCGCAGUUGAUAAGCACUGCAAUCAGACGUCCCGCAUGACUUUCAAUUACACCAGUCAUUACAGGUCCAGCAAGUGUUGCAACAGGUCAGAAUGCACCCCUGAUGCGAUAAACCUUUAUGAAAAGAGAGAGAAGAACUCUGUCACCUGUCCUUACUGCGAUGAGAAGAGUGAGGAGUGCAAAAAGACCAUGCCCAUCCAGUGCUUGGGAGAGGAAAAUAAAUGUAUAACCUACAGUUACGUCAAGAUGGAAGCUAACAACAAUAACGUGACCCACACAAUGAGAGGCUGCGCUACUGAAGACAUGUGUGAGGCGAAGAAAGAGGCCCUUCUUUUGGGAGAAAAGCUCAUCCCCAAGUCCGUGGUCUGCAGCCGUGGCUCCAUUAUCUCCAACCUGCUCUUCCCGGGAGUUUCUGGCCUCCUAUUUCUCAAACUCCUCUCGUAAGAGCUGAUUGCGGAGAUCGGGAAGAGGUGUGGGGGUGUGAAUAUUCAGAAGGAACCUUCUGGGUGGUCUUCAAGGCAUUGCGAAGCAAGGUGUACCCCACAUGCAUUAUACGAGCAGGGCAAUGCAUGUUCAUACACUGUAUAUUUACGGCAACAUGUAGAUCUAAUUAAAUGUGCAAUCCCAUUUACAAUCAUGUUAUGUAUGUGCAAAUAAUGUAUUCCUAUAUAUAUAUAUACACAACACAAGCAGAAGAACACAAUGUAUCUCUUAUAAACAGUACUGGGAAAAUGUAUUUACUAUAUGGUGUGUGCCAAGCAAAGCAUGGCUGAGAACAUAUCAACGUAAUGCUUGUGACAUGCAAGGCACAUACGUGUCUUUAAAAACAAAGCAUUGUUUUCAUCAUCCUCAGCGGAGGGUUAAUAUUUUAAUACCGAAAACCUCCGCUCACUCUUUCAAGAUACCAAGACCCCAAAGAGCGGACGCCGUCCGGGUCACAAAAACCUGCAGCAUCUACGCCAAAGUCUGUAUUUAUUUAUUUAUCGAUGUUUUUUAUUUUCUCAUGGGCAGUAGGCGCUCACGGGGCUCACGCGUGCGAAGAGGCGAUGCGACGUUUAGCUUUGCUCCAUUUACAAAAAAAAGCAAACCUUAUAUUCCAAAUUUGUGUAUCUUUUCGACUUUUUCCUGCAAGUGUGUGCGUUCUCUCUCUUUUUUUUUGGUGGCCUCCAAUGGGAAUUUAAAGUUAAUAAAAUAAAAGUUUUUAACUAAAAAUAA
This is a messenger RNA of Spea bombifrons (plains spadefoot toad), 1476 nucleotides long. Its product is annotated as phospholipase A2 inhibitor and Ly6/PLAUR domain-containing protein-like. NCBI's taxonomy places the organism in Eukaryota, Metazoa, Chordata, Amphibia, Anura, Pelobatidae. The record is from RefSeq and is a predicted model, not a curated record. Bases 58 to 705 code for a protein of 215 amino acids. The transcript has 5 exons.